This is a messenger RNA of Tyto alba (common barn owl), 2698 nucleotides long. It is a transcript of the gene WDR41, whose product is annotated as WD repeat domain 41. Lineage: Eukaryota; Metazoa; Chordata; Aves; Strigiformes; Tytonidae. Bases 191 to 1465 code for a protein of 424 amino acids. Gene Ontology annotation, cellular component: lysosomal membrane. The record is from RefSeq and is a predicted model, not a curated record. The transcript is spliced from 13 exons. Gene Ontology annotation, biological process: regulation of autophagy. Gene Ontology annotation, molecular function: protein binding.
GAGGGCUGGUCUCCGCUCGGACCUCGAUUGAGGAGGCCUCUCCCUCAGCAGGAGCGCCCGUCCCGGCCAUCCGGCCGGUGCCGCCGGGGGGCUGGCCCGCUGCCGUUAGCGACCGGCCCGCUGCCGUUAGCGACCGGCCUGCUGCCGUUAGCGACCCGCCCGCGGCGGGGCGGAGGCGCCGCCGCUCCAGAUGCUGCGGUGGUUGAUCGGCGGCGGCCGGGAGCCGCAGAGCCUGGCGGAGAAAUCAUCUGUACAGACAAUUGGUGAAGAACAAAUACAGAAUCCCUACACAGAGCUCCUUGUGUUGAAAGGUCAUCAAGAUAUAGUACGAUUUCUAGUGCAAAUAGAUGACUGCAGGUUUGCAUCUGCAGGAGAUGAUGGAAUCAUAUUUCUAUGGAAUGCUCAGACUGGAGAAAAACUUUCUGAACUUCAUGGACACACACACAAAAUUACAGCUAUAGCACCAUUUUCUUCAUCAGAUGCUUCUGAAGAACGAAAACAUUUGAUUUUAUCAGCAUCAGCUGAUAGAACAGUUAUUGUUUGGGACUGCACUAGUGGCAGACAGGUUCAGAAAGUGUCCUGUUUCCAUUCAACUGUAAAGUGUUUGACAGUUCUUCAAAGACUGGAUGUAUGGUUGUCUGGAGGGAGUGAUCUAUGUGUUUGGAACCAAAAAUUAGAUCUCUUGUGUAAGACCAGUCAUCUUACUGAUGCAGGUAUCAGUGCUUUGGUUGAAUUGCCUAAAAAUUGUGUUGCGGCAGCUGUUGGCAAAGAGCUAAUAAUUUUCAGGUUGAUUGCUACUAAUGAUGGGUCUGAAGGUUGGAAUGUUCUUGAAGUAAAACGCCUUGUUGACCAUCAGGAUAACAUUUUAUCAUUAGUCAGCGUCAAUGACUUGACUUUUGUGACAGGUUCUCACGUGGGUGAGUUAAUAGUUUGGGAUGCACUUGACUGGACAAAGCAGUCAUCUGAGUGCAACUUCUGGGACUCAUCUGCCUAUCCAGAUGUACAGCCAGAAAUAAAGUUAUCCCAAAGCCCACAUGAAACUUCAGUUCAACACUUAACAUCUGAUGAAGAGUGUGUGUUUGCUGCUGUUGGGAAAGGCAUAUACGUAUAUAAUCUUCAAAUGAAGCGUGUGAUUGCCUGCCAGAGAACUGCUCAUGACUCCUCUGUACUGCACAUUGAGAAGCUUCCAAACAGGCAGCUGAUCUCCUGUUCAGAAGAUGGCAGUGUGCGCAUUUGGGAGCUCCGAGAAAAGCAGCAGUUGCCAGCUGAACCGGUUUCAACAGGGUUUUUCAACAUGUGGGGAUUUGGAAGGGCAAACAAACAGGCUAACCAAGCUGCUAAGAAGGUGCAGGAUAAUACACCUAUGUAUUUCUUGGAGCUGGUUGGUGAUUUGAUUGGUCAUUCAUCAGCUGUGCAGAAGCAAGGGGAAGAGCAGGUGGAGUGGAGCAGUGUGGUUCUGGAGUAGUUUUGCUCACAAGUAUUCAUGAGACUGACUGGAUUUCAGAACUGCUACUGCCAAAAGCUGGAAACUUCACCAAUAGCUGAGGUGAACCUUUCUGCUACAGGGAUUUCUGCAAGUCUUUCUGCACCUCUCUACCAUAUUUCUUUCUGAAAAACUGUUGAAAGAGGCCCUAUUAUCAGUAUGGAAGGUUGCUAUCUAAGAAAGAGGACAUAGUGUGUAAUUCAGCAAGAGGCACAGCAGAGAAGGUGAGAGGCACAUACUAGGUCUUUUCUAGGAUGCUGCAGAGUCGAGGAGUAACUGAGAUGAUGGUGGAUGUGGUUUCCUGCAAUGUUCUACAUAUAGAAAAUUCUAUUAAACUCUGGGCAGACUGGAGCAGUUGGGGUUAGAAAUGUUGAGUAGCGAUGAAAUGUGAUGAUCAAAGAUGUAGUCUUGGCCAGAGUAUUUCUACUGGAACUGCAUAGCUAGUAGGUGGCUGUUCCCAGAGCAGGUUGGCUGUAGCACAGUCCUUGGCCAGAAUGCUUUUCCUGGGCAGAUCCCUUCAACAAGCUGAAGUCAGGACACUGCAAGCAUGCUAUAGUGGCAUCACGUGAUCUGAUUCCAUUGGCUGUUGUGUUGAACUGCAGUUAGUGGCUGAUUUUAGAUAGACUUGUGGAGGUCUCUGAAGUCAGGGAUGACUACAUGACUUGUCAGCUCCUUUGCUCCUGCAAGAUCCCUCCGCUGCUGCUGUACUUUUCUCCUGUGUCACAGUUUUUGCUGGUUUGGCUUCCUCCUGUGUCACAGUUUUUGCUGGUAUGACCACGCACAUGCAGAUGUCUGACACAGUUGUUCACUCUGAUCCUUCCAUGCCUGUCAAGUAGCCUGUGGUGUCAUGUGGGAAGGAGACAGUGUACCCAAGUGAACAGAACAGUGGCUUCUAUUCCUAAGGAACCAGGAGAUCAGAGUUCACACAAGUCACUCACUCUUCUACUGCUGACUUGGAACAAGUUUCCUCAGUAUUCAUUACCUUAGCUUCCCUAUCUGUAAAGCCUUACCUCUUUUUCUAAACUGAGAUAGUUCAGUAUGAAAUGCUGCUUAAGAGUUGUUUUCAUGUAAGGAUUUUAUGAUGUUUCAAACAUAUAGGAAGUAUACAUUGUAAUUUUGCAUACCUGUGUUCAAGCAGAACCAUUUCAGACAAAGGGAUUUGUUUAGUCCAGUGGUACACUGCACACUUAAGGAAGCUGACAAUCUCAUGUAAGC